Messenger RNA from Prosopis cineraria, 1515 nucleotides. Its product is annotated as heavy metal-associated isoprenylated plant protein 32-like. The record is from RefSeq and is a predicted model, not a curated record. Bases 1 to 1515 code for a protein of 504 amino acids. NCBI's taxonomy places the organism in Eukaryota, Viridiplantae, Streptophyta, Magnoliopsida, Fabales, Fabaceae. Gene Ontology annotation, molecular function: metal ion binding. The transcript is spliced from 3 exons.
AUGGAUAAAGAGGAGAUUGCAAAGAUUCAGAAAUAUGUUCUUAAAGUGAAUAUGCAUUGCGAUGGAUGUAAGCAUAAAGUAAAGAAAGUAUUACGCAAAAUUGAUGGGGUAUUUACUACUGAGAUAGAUUUAGAACAAGGCAAGGUUACCGUCUCUGGGAAUGUUGAACCAAAUAUUCUCAUUAAGAAGCUUUUGAAAUCUGGGAAGCAUGCAGAGUUAUGGGGUGCUCCAAAAGUGGGCAAUAACAAUAACAACAAGAACAACAACAACAAUCAAAACCAGCUUGCCAAUCAAAAGAAGAAUAUGCAACUUGAAAAUGGUGGAAAAGGUGGUGGAGCAGACAACCAGCCCAAGGGUAGCCACCAGCAACCACCAAAUCCUCAACAACAGCAACAAGAAAUUCUUCAGCAGCAAUUGCAACAACUUCAAAUAAUGAAGGGGCGUCAAGAUCAGAAGGUACCUGUUCAAUUGAAGGAUAUGAAAUUGCCAAUUCAACAAAACCCAAAUCCCAAGGCUGUCAAGUUCAAUUUGCCUGAGGAGAAUGAUUGUUCAGAUGAUGAGUUUAAUGAUGACAAGUUUGAUAAUGAGAACUUUGAUGAUGAUGAUGAUGAGUUGGAUGAUGAAAUUGAUGACCCCCAUGUUCCUCUGAACAAGAUGAAAGGGCCACUUCCUAUGGCUAAUGGUGCUCCCAUGAUGAUGACAAAUGACAUGAUAAAUGAAAAUCAACAACAACAGCUUUUGAAUGCUUUAAAAAAUGCAAAUGUUGUAGGCAAUGGGAAGAAAGGUAAUGGUAGUGUAGGUAGAGGAAGACCAAUGUUGGUCCAAAUGCCAAGUAUAGGUGGUGAGAAUAGCUAUAACAAAAGUGGUGGUAAAGGUGGCGGAGGGAACAAUCAAAAUGAAGGUAGAGGCAAUAAGAACAACAACAGCAAAAAUGGCAAUGGAGGGAUGCCAAAGGGUCAAAACGAGAUUAAUGUUAACAAGAAUAGUAAUGGAGCUUGUGAGAGAAAUCUUGGAAAUAACAAUGAAAACAUUUGCAAAAUGGAAAAUCCAAUGGUUGGAGGUGUUCAAGUUGUGAACCCAAUGGGUGGUUAUAAUCCUGGUAUGGGCAGAGGCAACCUUGGUCCUAUAGGUAACACGAACAUGUCAAUAGGUCCAAUGGGCAACAUUUCAACUAUCCAAGCCCUCCCAAUAACUAACAUGAACACUACUGUCACUACAGGAGCUAGUAGUAUCCCCAAAGGAUACUUCCAAGGAGCAUGUCCAGAAGCCAUGUUAGGAAACCCAUUCCAGCCGCAACAGCAACAAUAUAUGGCGGCGAUGAUAAACCAGCAGAGAGCAUUGGGAAUGGCAGGAGGGAACGAUCAAAGAUUCCAGCCAAUGACAUAUGCUUGGCCACCACCAGCUGUCAACUACAUGUACCCUCAGCAACACCCAUACAUAUACCCCCCUCCUUCACAAGAUCCCUACACAAACUUCUUCAACGAUGAGAACACCUCAAGUUGCAGUGUCAUGUGA